This is a messenger RNA of Colletotrichum gloeosporioides, 1062 nucleotides long. RefSeq lists its product as uncharacterized. The transcript is spliced from 3 exons. NCBI's taxonomy places the organism in Eukaryota, Fungi, Ascomycota, Sordariomycetes, Glomerellales, Glomerellaceae. Bases 1 to 1062 code for a protein of 353 amino acids. The record is from RefSeq and is a predicted model, not a curated record.
AUGAGACUUGCACAAGUCACAGCCUCCGCGGCGCUUUUUGCUGGCGUCGUCUUUGCACGACAGGACGCCUGCUCAAUCGAACUUCUUAACGUCAACCAAGCCGUCGUCGACACCAAGUGCAUUCCCUUCGACACCACCACAGCAAUGAAGGACCCAACAGGACCUGGCGGCGGUCAGCUAUACAAGGUCCACGUCAACAACCUCUGCGGAAUCGGGCUGGAUGAUGGCCAAGAGCUGGCGAACGGAGCUUCGUUGAGAAAGAGCCAGCCAGGCGGCGCCAAGCCCGUCUACGGCAAAACGUUGGCAGGCAAGAUCCUUUGGCUGCCCAAAAAGGAGGAGAUCAGCCCUUCACUUGACACCGAUCUGUCACCCGGGGUCUACAAUCACCCAGUGUUGAUUUUGUCCCAUGAGCCUCGCGACGAUGGCACUGUGAGAGCUCUAACUAUGACUUCGGCCAACGGUAGAAACAUCACGGAGGACAUGGGCUUUCAUUGGAAGUUUCGUGAGAAGUACCUACCCGUCGCCCCGACGCCUCCCCACGCAGACUCGGGCCUACAGCUCCAUUUGGCGGGACCUAUCCCAAGCAAGAAAGCCUACAGACCGGCAUACGUGAUGUUACAAGGAGGACCUUACACAAUUCACCGCGACGUGCUGAGAGCACAUCAAGGCAACAGUCUUAGUUCGAAGUCGUUCGGUAUCCUCGUCACUGAGAUGGGCUACACCGAGGAAGACGAUUACUUGAGGGAGCAGCGGGCUAUCGAGAGAAGGAAGCGGAAGAUCGAGAAAGAUGAAUUGAAGGAGAAGCGCAGGGCCCUCUGGGACCAGAGAGAGGCAGGGCGCCAGGAGAAGAAGGAGCAACGACAGGUGGCCAAGAAGGAGAAGGCCGACGAGCGGAUGGCCAGGAAGAUUCAACGGAUGGCAGUUAAGGAGAGGGACAUGGCUAAGGUGAACACCAUGCUGGACAAGGGCUUCUUCUGUCUGAUGGCCGGCAUUUUGGUGGCCAUUCUUUGCUUGGAGGCCCUGUUUUGGUAUGGCUUUUGGUUGGCUUUCGGGUUUUGGUAG